Messenger RNA from Lolium rigidum, 2532 nucleotides. RefSeq lists its product as uncharacterized. NCBI's taxonomy places the organism in Eukaryota, Viridiplantae, Streptophyta, Magnoliopsida, Poales, Poaceae. The transcript has a single exon. Bases 310 to 2256 code for a protein of 648 amino acids. The record is from RefSeq and is a predicted model, not a curated record.
CGGCGGCCUCCUCCUCUUUUCCUCCCGGCGCUGCUUCUCAUCGUAGUUUCACGCGAAACGCGAAGACCAUGUGUGUGGUCAGGGGGGACUUAGGAUAAAGUGGAGGUGGCACCGUGAGGUGCGGAUAAGAUUUCGUCAUCCGCACUAUUAGGGGAGGAUGCCUUUUUUUUCCUAAUAGUAGCCGCCGCACGGGAGCCACAUCGAUGCGGCGCUGAUCUAUAGAUUUUCCCAAGAAUGAUUUAGAGGUUUCAGAAUCUUUGAUCCCGACUUGCUUCAAACGGACGAGGAAGCAAAUCACUGCAUGCAUGCAUGAGUCUCUCAAGUGCUGUGCUAUGGUGGGAGGAGUGGCAGCUGCGCAUCCUUGUCCUUGCCAGCAUCUUCAUCCAGUAUGUCCUCUUCUUCUCUAUAUGGAUGCGCAGAGCUCCUAUUCUACGCAGGUUGAGAGUACUGGUGUGGGUCGCGUAUACAGCCGGAGACGCCGUGGCGAUCUAUGCCCUCGCCACCCUCUUCAACCGUCGCAAUCAGACUUCAGAUGGGGAGAGCAGCGCCCUGGAGGUCCUGUGGGCACCUAUCCUCCUCAUCCACCUCGGCGGCCAGACAUGCAUAAGUGCCUACAGCCUGGAAGACAACGAGCUAUGGAAACGGCAUACCAUAACACUGGUGUCGCAGGUCACGGUUGCCUUGUACGUCUUCUGCAAGUGGUGGUCUGGUGGUAAGAUGCUGCUGGCGGCAGCGAUCUUGCUCUUCGUCAUUGGCAUCCUCAAAUUCGCCCAGAAGCCAUGGGCACUGAGGACCGCCAGCUUUAACAGCUUGCAGGCCUCCAGCACUGUGUUCCUGCUGCCAGAAGCACAAAGAGAAAGGCGCAUAUAUACGCUUGAAGAAUAUGUACAAGCAGCAAAGUAUUGUGUACUAGAAACAAAGAUAGACAGUCAGCAUGAGUAUGAAAGCCAGUGCGAUUAUAUGUUCAUCGACCUGUCUGCACCAUACUCUUUUCGUAUUGCAGAGCUACCCUCAUUCCUGAUGCUUGUAGAUAAGCGUGCAUACCGUGAUCUGCAGUGCUCCCUCGGAAAUGCAUUUGAUAUCCUUUACACUAGAAUAACAUCAGGUCAAACUACUCUCGGCGUUGCCUCAGUGUUGUUGCUUCCAUUCUUGGCCUUAGCUUCUGCGGUGCUCUUUGCCACGAGCCACAAGGAUGGUCUCAAUGAGAAGGACAUCACGGUGACAUACAUCUUAUUUGGUUGCUCUACCAUGUUGGAGUUCUUAUUUCCCUUCAUAGCAAUCUCCUCACUCUUUCCAUUUGGCGCAAGAUUGUUUGGCGAGUAUAUUUCAGGGUGGCACGACAUGGUUUCCCAGUACAACGUCAUCUCCUUCUCUGUCCGCAAGAAGAAGCCCACAUUCCUGAUGAAGCUUGCUACCUUCAGCUUUCUAAGGGAGUUCAUUAACCAGCAUUGGUAUAUUCAACAUGUACCUAUAGCUUUCCAGGUUACAGGGGUGGUUCGCCAACACAUAGUAGAUGGUUGGAAGAAGUACAUACAUGAUGCUGCAAGUUACAAGAGAUUUAGCGAGCUCCGAGGCCAGUGGGCUCUAAGGAGGCACCAUCAGCUAGGUUGGAGCUUGAACAAGCCUUUCGAUGAGAGUGUCCUCAUCUGGCACAUAGCAACAGAUCUCUGCUUUUAUCACCCCAAUACAUCCCCUCAAGGUCGACAAGGAGAAGCCACUCAACACAGUAGGGAGAUAUCCAACUAUAUGAUCUAUCUGCUUCUCAUCCGUCCUGAGAUGUUAAUGCCCGGCACUAGAUCUGAUCUCUUUACCUUGGCCAGUGACAUAAUUGUGGAAAACAGCAAGGGGUCGCUCGACAUGACAGAAGAAAAUCUUGCUAAGGAGAUUCUCAACAUGUCGAUGUUGCCCUCUGCAGUUGAUAUGGUUUCCAAUGCCCUCAAGCUUUCCAAAGCACUGAUGGAGCUGGGCGAUGAGCAAGAGAGGUGGACUGUGAUCCAAGGUGUGUGGAUGGAGAUGCUCUGCUAUUCUGCCAGCAGAUGCAGGGGCUACCUACACGCCAAGAGCCUGGGUGAUGGUGGGGAGUUUCUUAGCAUUAUCUGGCUCCUCUUGUCGGUUAUGGGGAUGGAGACCUUGGCAGACAGGCAUCAGAGGUCAGAGCUCCCUCAAGAGGAAGCAACAGCAGAACAAGAAGCGGCAGCAUCGACUUCCCAUUCGGGCAGAGCUGAUCAAUCUGAAGACAACAUUAGCCUAGUCUAAGAGAUGGCGCCUGUGGAAAUUACUGGUCCCAAGUUUUACUGGUUCACCCUUAUCGCAUCACUUCCUUUGCAUCAUACUGUUUUAUUUUUAUUUUUUUUUACUUGAUGUGAGUGUGCUAUUUUUCUCUUUUUUCUUUCUCAAUUAUAAGCAUACAUCGCUGUAUUGUAAGGUUGAACUGUUGCUGGUUUUCGUAGACCUUGGGCAGGAAGGAGUUGCUGCUGGCUAGUGUACUUGCCAAACCCAAACAAAUAGUAGUAUGUGGAACAAGAUACUUCA